AUGGCCUUGGGGGUGAAUCUGUCGUGGGCAUUAACGCUACUCGCGCUACAUUCAUUACUGCCGGAUGGACUUGCUGAAGACAGCGACUUUAAUCAGAAACCGGAAGAAAAAAAGGCUUUUGACGCUUAUUAUAAAAACCAGAGGGCCAAGAGUGACACUAAAAGCAUAGCUUUUCGGAGAUUCAUUCAGUUGUACUCAAGGAAUAGCGGCCGCCAUGUUAGAAUCAAUCCAAAUAGAAGUAUAGACGCCAUCGGUGAAGACGGCGACAAAUACGCCAAAUUGGUCAUCGAAUCAGUCAAUUUUGGACGAGUGCGUAUUCGAGGCUCCGUUACUGACUUCUAUCUCUGUGUAGACAAGAAAGGACGACUAAGGGCCAGGAAACGAGGUAAAUGGAGGGGUAAUUGCGAAUUCACAGACCGUGUUGCUGAUAACGCUUACACCGAAUUCACCUCUGUAAAGUAUAACAAGAGCCUUAUCGCGUUCAGCAGAAGGGGACGGCCGAGAGCGGUAAUCAGCACAGUAAAAGGGGGAGUCAAGGCCGUGCAGUUCAUAGAGCGGGCAUCAAAUAUCAGGCUCUACAGAGCGGGGAGAAAGCUCAGGAAAAGAGGUGGCAAAGGAAUAGAUUUAUAUCGUAGAAAGCAGCAGGUAGAGAAGAUCUAUGUCUCGAUGAAGAAGUGGAGAGAAUUCAAGCGAUGGCUGAAGUUUAAUACCCGAACAGCCUCAGCUAAAGUAAACACUACAACAACGGCCGUGCCGCCAUUACAACCAACGGCUGUACAGUUAAGUAGUAGGCCUACCAGUUCUAUUAGAUAUUUUAGGGAUAAAGGGCGAACUUAACUUAGGUUUAAAGUGCGAAUUCUUUUUAAUAGGGAACCAUUUUCACUUUUGCAAUUGUGACAAAGACUUACAGGUAAGAUUAAGUUCACCUUAAGACCUCCUUAGGAAAGUUUUCACUUGAAUAUCAACAAAAGACGAUUAUAGGAUGAUUAUUAGUUACAUUGCAAUUAAGGCGGUGAAUUUCGCCUGCACCGAAAACUGACUGCGCCAAAAACAGACGAGUUUCUGUUGUGUAUACACUGAUUUGCGCAUUCUGAUUAAAUUCAUCAUAAUGCAGAAAUAGAUAUCAAGUAAUUGUAAAAUUUUAAAAGCUUUUUAAAGAGAGCAUAAAGUAGGCACAUUUUAUGUCCUUUUAAUUUAAUUCCAAUGAGACAAAAUUUUCUUUUGAAUUUCGCUGCAUUUACAAUGUAAAUUCAUAUAGAGCACGUUUUCUUCCUUUACUUUUUCGCUCCCAAGAGUACCAAAUUCAUAAAAUUCAUGACGGUGAAAAAAAUGCAUUUAGCUGAGUGUCGGAGUUUGCACGAGUGCAAUGGCAUAUCAAGUAGUUGUGAGCAGAGAUUCCGCUUCAUCAAAAGAAAGCCUUUAGGUGGAGGACCACAGAAAACAAUACAUCUCACUUUAUCAGAUACUUGGGGGAAAAAAAGGGUUAGAUUAUAAGCAACCAGUUCGAUUGUUUUUCUUCCCAAUCUUAGGUCUUGUACAGCUGAAUUUUUAACUAAUAAGGCGAAAAUGGAUUGAGGUUUUUUUAGUGUCCAUUAUUAACAUCGAAAAACACCGUACAGGAGCUUUUGUAUAUUUAUUUAUUGCUCUUGGUAGGAAAUAAACUUCAUGAGUAUUCUGCCCCUAAAACCUUCAUUUAAAGCAAAAGUAUGCUCCAGAAACCAUGAAAUUUUGACACUGAAGCUAUUUGAGACUUUAAUGGGUAACCUAAACUUGAAAUAUGCUAGAAAAGCGGUCAGGGACGCCGCUAUCUUAACUAUUGCUUAGCUACCUGGCCGCUUUCCAAUAUUGACCCAAAAUUCGGGUCACUACAAUACCCAGAGUAGAAGCUUUUUGCGUAACGUGGGUUGUUUCCCGCCAUUUGAUGGGUGUGCAGACUAGUUGUUUACAGUAGGACGGCCUUUAGUACAUCUGAAGAUAAUUGUCGUAGGUGGUAAAGGUUUCAUUUUAUAAUCCUAAAACGCGGUAAGACUAGAUUUCAAACACGGUUUCAGGAGCAAACGUCAGCUUGGCGAGGAUGCGACACUAAGCCAAACAAAAGAGACUUUAUCAUUUACCCUAACAAUAACGUAAUAUAUAUUUAUAAUUUUAAAACGUUAACCAGUGGAAGACGAAGUCUAAGGCUCAAGAAAAAGUUGAGGACGAUUAUAGAGAUGUAAUUCUGUAGUCAAAUGAAUAAAGGCUGAUAAUUUCUAAAGAAACUGUUUGGGGCUGCGUCGGUGGG
Molecule: messenger RNA, 2281 nt
Organism: Stylophora pistillata
Lineage: Eukaryota; Metazoa; Cnidaria; Anthozoa; Scleractinia; Pocilloporidae
Product: fibroblast growth factor 8
Molecular function (GO): growth factor activity
Source: RefSeq, a predicted model, not a curated record